AUGAUGGUCGAACUUUCGCGAGAGCAGUUUCGAACUAUGAUUUUAUAUGAUUGGAAAACUGGUCUAACAAGCAAAGAAAGUCAUGCCCGUUUGAUUACAGCAUGGGGUGAUCAAGCUCCUUCGGAUAGAACGGUUCGUACUUGGUUUCAUGAAUAUCAACAAGGAAAUCUCAAAGUAGAAGAUCGUCCACGCUCUGGUCGACCGCGAACUGCCGUUACAGAAGAGAUGAUCGAUGCUGUGCGUGCUAUCAUUGAAGAAGAUCCACAUUCGACCUACCAAGAGAUACAGCACAUCCUCGACAUCAGUUCGGCAUCAGUUAAUUCAAUUAUUCAUGAUUAUUUGGACUUACGCAAAGUUUGUGCUCGAUGGGUGCCACAUCAGCUCACUGAUGCCCAGAAACAAUUGCGCGUGGAUUUCUGCCGUCAGACUCUGAAAAGAUUUGAAGAGGGUCGAUCUCGUCGUGUGUCUGACAUUAUCACGGGUGAUGAAGCAUGGUUUUACAAUUUCGAUCCAGAAACAAAACAACAAUCAACCGUUUGGAUCUCAAGAAACGAGCUGCGUCCAACGAAAGUUCGACGAAACAAAAGUUCCGGAAAACGAAUGGUGGCAAUUUUCUUUAUGAAGACAGGUUUAAUCAAACCAGUUGUCUUAGAAUCCGGUCAAACAGCGAAUGCCAACUGGUACGUGAACCGUUGCUUGCCAAAGGUCUUCGAAGCUGUCUCAGAACGAAGACCGAACAUCGGUGUUCACAGUCUUAUUCUUCACGACGAUAAUGCCAAACCUCAUCGAGCUUGGAUAACAAAUGAAUUUUUGUUCGAGAAUCAUGUUGAAUCCUAUCCAAAUCCGCCUUAUUCCCCGGACUUAAGUCCAUGCGACUUCUUUCUGUUCCCGAAACUGAAAAAUCAACUCCGUGGGAUUCAAUUUCACGACGACAAUGAAAUGCUUGUUGCAUUAGAUCAAGCUAUCGGUAGCUUAACUCGGAAUGACUUCCAAGACUGUUUUGCUGACUGGUUUGAUCGAAUGAAAAAGUGUAUUGAUGCUCAGGGACUAUACUUUGAAAAAAUAAAUUGA
Adineta ricciae is the source of this 1071-nucleotide messenger RNA. The record is from the annotation of a GenBank genome assembly. Lineage: Eukaryota; Metazoa; Rotifera; Eurotatoria; Adinetida; Adinetidae.